Molecule: messenger RNA, 631 nt
Organism: Tribolium madens (black flour beetle)
Lineage: Eukaryota; Metazoa; Arthropoda; Insecta; Coleoptera; Tenebrionidae
Product: keratin-associated protein 21-1-like
Exons: 2
Coding region: 129-512 (127 amino acids)
Source: RefSeq, a predicted model, not a curated record
CGACUAUUGUUCGGAUUAACCCAUGCUCGUAACCUUGAAGACCGCGAAAGAGAUGAUAUAAAAGUUAUGUCAGAUAUUAACCCAUUAUUCUUCUCGUUUGGCUAGUGUAGGUGUGUGUGUCGGCAAAAAUGAAUCUUCAAAUUUUCAGCUUAAAAUCCCUCUUGGUUUUCUUCGUCUUGGUGGUUUCGGCAUUAGGCGCACCUGCUCCAGCUCCUUGGGGUCAUUGGGGCGGUUACGGACAUGGAGGCGGCAUAACCAUUAUCGCUGUUAAGAAAAUUGGUGGCUAUGGCGGAUAUGGAUACCCGCACCAUGGAUGGGGAGGCGGUUAUGGGGUCGGCUACGGUGGCGGAUAUGGCGGCGGAUAUGGAAAAGGUUUUGGUGGUGGUUUCGGCAAAGGCUUCGGAGGCGGAUAUGGAGGAGGCUACGGAGGUGGUUUUGGAGGCGGCUACGGUGGUGGAUUCGGAGGAGGGUUUGGUUUUGGAGGAGGAUUUGGUGGAGGAUAUGGGAAAUAAAUCUUCCACAAAUGUAUAUAGCUAAUUUGUACAAAUAUGUAAUUAAGAAAUCAGCGUGUACGUCCGAUUGUGAACUGUAAUUUUUUAUGAUGACCCACUUAAAUACAUUUUUUCGUAUA